Nicotiana attenuata is the source of this 771-nucleotide messenger RNA. RefSeq names its product craniofacial development protein 2-like. Bases 1 to 771 code for a protein of 256 amino acids. Gene Ontology annotation, biological process: chromatin remodeling. Lineage: Eukaryota; Viridiplantae; Streptophyta; Magnoliopsida; Solanales; Solanaceae. The record is from RefSeq and is a predicted model, not a curated record. The transcript has a single exon. Gene Ontology annotation, cellular component: nucleus.
AUGGAUAUUUUGGUGGAUAGGGAACUUAGAGAGUCUGUGGUUGAGGUUAGACGAGUGAAUGAUAGAUUGAUGAUUAUUAAGUUGGUGGUUGGACAGUGCACCCUAAUCAUUGUUAGUGCCGAUGCACCACAUGCGGGCCUAGAUGAGGAGGUUAAACGGCGCUUUUGGGAGAGGUUGGAUGAGAUUAUACGUCAGGUACCACCUACUGAGAAGUUAUUCAUAGGAGGGGAUUUCAAUGGCCAUAUUGGGUCGACCGCAGGUGUGUAUGACGAAGUGCAUGGAGGCUUCGGUUUUGGGGAGAGGAACGGAGGGGGAACCUCGUUACUGGACUUCGCUAAGGCUUUUGGGUUGGUGGUUGCUAACUCUUGCUUUCCGAAGAGGGAGGAUCAUUUGGUUACUUUUCAAAAUGCAGUGGCGAAGACUCACAUUCACUAUCUCCUCCUCAAGAGGCGUGACAGAGGGUUGUGCAAGGAUUGCAAGGUGAUUCCAGGUGAGAUACUCGUGACACGACAUAGGCUCUUGGUGAUGGACGUUGGUAUUAUGGUGAAGAGGAGGAAAAUGUCUUCUCGAGGAAGACCGAGAAUCUGGUGGGGAGCCUUAACUAAGGACAAAGCUCAAGAGUUGGAGGGGCGGUUGUCGGCUAUGGGAGCUUGGAGGAGCAGUGGUGAUGCGAACACUAUGUGGUCAACGACAAAAAACUGUAUAAGGGAGGCUGCGAGAGAGGUGUUAGGGGUCUCGACGGGCGUCUCUGGCAGGCACAAAGGAGACUAG